UCUUUUUAGCCACACCGCUGAACUAGUGCGAUAAGUUGAUGCGAGACAAAUAUAUAUUUUCUCACUUCAACUUAUUCCAUCAGUUCAGCAGUUCAGCUAAAAGUAACAGGCUACAUAUGUAUUGUAGCAGUAGUGUUUUUUUAACUCCUCUGCUAUUUCGUGGUACAGAUAUUAUAUUUUUAAACAUAUAUUUUUUCUAAUCCAGGAGUUGUUGCUCGUACAAGUACAUAGUAUCAUUGCAUACACAUGAAUUUGUAUCGGAGUACACGCGUUAGUAGUUUAGUACACACGAAUCUCUGAUCUGAAUUUAGAAUUGUGAUUAAAUUAUGUGAGUGCAUUGAUGUGCAUAUAAACAAACGUGCAACAAUGGAAGUUACUAUUUUGAAUUUCCGAGAUGUGCUGUCCGAGUUGGAUAAUGACUUGAAGCGUGCUACUUUUAUCUGUAUCGAUACUGAAUUCACAGGUCUUAAUUCAGGCCCAGAAACUGGUCCCUUUGAUACACCGGCUGAAUAUUAUACCAAGCUCAGGAUGGGAUCCAUGAAUUUUCUUCUUGUGCAGUUUGGCUUAUCUUUGUUUACGUACAACUCAGAAACAAAGAAAUAUUCUCAGCGAUCUUAUACUUUCUAUGUAUUUCCUAAGCCAAUGAAUUGCCAGGCACCAGAUUGCAGGUUUAUGUGCCAAGCAUCUUCAAUGGUCUUUCUGGCGAAUCAAAACUUUGAUUUUAAUAAACUGUUUAAGUAUGGCAUACCGUAUCUUAAUAUAAAUGAAGAAAAAAAACUUAUCAAACUUAUGGAGGAGAAACAAAAACAAAGAGAGGCUAUGAGAAGUUACCAUGAUGCGGUAACUUCAAUAACUUCAGACAAUGACAAACUUCAAAUUGAAGAGAUAUGUUCGAAAAUAAAGGAUUUCCUUGCUUCGGACAAAGAAGAGCUCACAAUAGAGAGAUGCAAUAGUUUUAUAAGAAGACUUGUACACCAAGAAGCAAAGACGAGGUGGCCUGACAAAGUGAGAGUGGAAAGUAAAAUUGAAGAUACUUUUUACAGGAAUUGUCUUUUGGUACAAAAAGUAGGUACUAAGGAACAAGAAGAGGAGAAAGAAAAUCAAAGACGUGAAAAGGAGAAAUUGGAAUUUGAACAGGCUGUAGGAAUCAGCAACCUUCUGAAGAAAAUUAUAAGUUCUGGAAAACCAAUAGUCGGUCAUAACAUGUUGUUAGAUCUGUGUCAUAUCAUACAUCAAUUUGUUACACCUUUGCCAGUGGACUAUUUGGAAUUUAAAGAUUUGGUUCAUAACUUAUUUCCUAGAUUAUUGGAUACAAAAGUCAUCUGUCAAUCGCAGCCAUUUAAAGACCAUGUAUCAUCAUCGAAUCUGAACAUGUUGUUGGAGAUUGUGAGCAAGCCACCUUUUUCUAUUCCUGACGUGGAAUCUGUAGAAGGACGCAGUUAUUCGAUCACAACCGAAAAAUUACACGAAGCAGGAUAUGACGCAUACAUCACCGGGUUAUGUUUCAUUGCAUUAUCUAAUUAUCUCGGAACAAUAACAGAACCUGAGAAUGCCGUAACAUUACCAGAUUUUUCUUCGCUAAAUCCCUUUCUAAACAAACUUCCUAUAGGGAGACUGAAGGAUGUUCCUUAUGUGAAUUUAGUAGGAAAAGAUCCAAAUCCCAGUCGAGAUCAUGUAUUCCACAUAACAUUUCCCAAGGAGUGGAAAAAGACGGAUAUAAAUAAACUUUUUAGUCCAUAUGGUGGUGUACAUAUUUCGUGGUUAACGGAUACAACCGCGUAUGUUGCUUUAUUCCGGAGAGAAAAUGUCGGCGCCGUAAUGAGUGCUCUGUCUAAAGAGACUGUUUGUACGAUAAAAAAAUAUUUGGAUCAUAAAGCUAGUUUAAACGCCAGCGGUGUUUGUUCUGAGGAUCGUAAGCGGAAGUUAUCAGUUGGGAACGCGGACAAGCCCGGCAAUGGUGCGAUAUCAAUCCUGUCAUCAUUACCGACCUCAGCAGCGCAUUGCUCCCUCUCGACAUCCACAGAGAUAUCCGAUGAGGGAUGGGAAGUCGCUACAGGGAAGCGGCGUAAGAAACGCAAGGAGCAAAACGUAACCAACGCCGAAGUGAUCAACAAGAGGGCUUUCACGGAAAACGAUGUAUGGGAUUAAUUUUCAGCGUGCAGUCAUACGAACGUGUAUACACAAAAUUUUCUCACGUGGAAAAUACAAGGAUAUGAGUGUGUAUCAGUAAGAUUUGCAACAAAUCAAACACAAAAUUGAAAUACAUACAUAUGUAUCUGAAUUUUAUUUUGCCAGAUUUUCAUGCGAUUAUUAAAUAUAUGACUAUGUAUAA
Dinoponera quadriceps is the source of this 2332-nucleotide messenger RNA. Its product is annotated as poly(A)-specific ribonuclease PARN-like. Lineage: Eukaryota; Metazoa; Arthropoda; Insecta; Hymenoptera; Formicidae. The transcript is spliced from 12 exons. The coding region runs from base 367 to 2148 and encodes 593 amino acids. Gene Ontology annotation, cellular component: nucleus; cytoplasm. Gene Ontology annotation, molecular function: metal ion binding; RNA binding; poly(A)-specific ribonuclease activity. Gene Ontology annotation, biological process: nuclear-transcribed mRNA poly(A) tail shortening. The record is from RefSeq and is a predicted model, not a curated record.